Messenger RNA from Gadus macrocephalus (Pacific cod), 1355 nucleotides. It is a transcript of the gene trim46a, whose product is annotated as tripartite motif containing 46a. The transcript is spliced from 5 exons. Lineage: Eukaryota; Metazoa; Chordata; Actinopteri; Gadiformes; Gadidae. Gene Ontology annotation, cellular component: chromatin; nucleoplasm. The record is from RefSeq and is a predicted model, not a curated record. Gene Ontology annotation, biological process: positive regulation of DNA-templated transcription. The coding region runs from base 537 to 1355 and encodes 272 amino acids. Gene Ontology annotation, molecular function: zinc ion binding; ubiquitin-protein transferase activity.
CGGACCACUAUUGCUUUGACACUGCUUCUGGCUGCCUGGAUUAUACUGCCCUCCGAUGGAGAAAUGUAAACCGGGCUAGAGACAGACAAUGCAAUUAAUUUUAGCCAGGUGGUUAUUUACACUCUGACAUUAACAGGUGUGUUUCUAAUGAUGAAGUGAUGCAGACAAUCUAAAAUCAGAAUCAAUUGAAGAAAUCUUCUGGAAUUGGGCAAUAGUUUGCUAGGCCUAUGAGAUCCAGAAUAAUCCAAUGCGGCCGGGGUGGGAGACAGACUCCUCCAACACCUCCCUCUCCCUCACUACAAUUCUGCGCGAAUGAACGGACAUACGGACCAGCAUCUUUACUACAACGAGGACAUCGAGUGCGCCACAGCGCAUUUCAGCCAUCCUUAUAAUUAAGAUCCUAUAGGUAUGACUAUAUAGAGAUGGGCUCGGUCUACCUCGUGUAAUACCUAUUAUUUUGCUGCAGGCCUUCACCGUGCUCAAAAUCGGAUUCUGUCUGUUGCCGAAAGAAACAGGAUCUUGUUUUUUUUCAAGGCAUGGCAGAAGAGGAAUUACAAACCUUUACCUCGAUAAUGGACGCGUUGGUUCGCAUUACUAGUAUGGAGCAUGAGCUGCAUUGCCCCGUGUGCGACGGGAUGGUCAAGCAGCCCAUCCUGCUGCCCUGCCAGCACAGUGUGUGUCUGCUGUGUGCGGCUGAGGUGCUGGUGCAGAAGGGCUACCCUCCACCAGACCUGCCCCCGGAGCCCCUCUCCCCAGCCUCCACCCCCAACAUGCGCUCCCCUCGCCAGGCACGAAGACCCACGCCGCGGACCCCCGACCGUCUUGAGCGCGUCCUCAGAGCAGCCUGUGGGACCUACCCCGGGCGGAGGCGCAAGGACCCGGCGCCGGCCCCCAUGCUCUUCCCCUGCCCUUCCUGUCGGCAGGACGUGGAGCUGGGAGAGACAGGCCUGACAGAGUGCCUGCGCAACCUCACCCUGGAGCGCAUCGUUGAGCGGUACCGCCACACGGUCAGCCUGGGCAGUGUGGCCAUCCUGUGUGGCUUCUGUAAGCCCCCCCAGGCCCUGGAGGCCACCAAGGGCUGUGCAGACUGCAAGUCCAACUUCUGCAACGAGUGUUUCAAGCUGUACCACCCCUGGGGGACCCCCAGGGCCCAGCACGAACACAUCCUGCCCACCAACAGCUUCAGGCCCAAGGUGUUGACGUGUCCGGAGCACGAUCAGGAGAAGCUGCAGUUCUACUGCCGGAACUGUCAGCGCCUGCUGUGCCAGCUGUGUAAGCCGCGCCGGGUGCACCACGGGCACAAGGUUCUGCCCAUCGCCCAGGCCUACCAGGCCCUCAAGGUGGGUACGCUUUGA